Messenger RNA from Puccinia triticina, 645 nucleotides. RefSeq lists its product as uncharacterized. Lineage: Eukaryota; Fungi; Basidiomycota; Pucciniomycetes; Pucciniales; Pucciniaceae. The record is from RefSeq and is a predicted model, not a curated record. The transcript has 4 exons. The coding region runs from base 1 to 645 and encodes 214 amino acids.
AUGUUGGAUAUGAUAGGGAUGGCGAAAAAGGCAUCGGAGAAAGGUCAGGCAGGCCAGGCCUUGAUUUUCUAUCAGAUCUGCGCUGGGCUGGGAGGAACAAUCACCGGAGGACGUCCCUCCGAUCCGACCAACACCAUCACCAACAACCAACGGCUCCCCAAUCUUGACCUGUCAUCCAUUGUCAACGAUUCCAACACACUCCCCCCCCAAAGACCAUCACAAGCCCACAACAAAGCCUGUUCCGAUAUCCUGGCCGGGAGGAUACCAGGUCAUAUCCUCCCCCAACUUGAUUCCUUGACUCAGCCGUAUAACAAAAAAAGCCUCCUUCCUUCGUCUUCGAAUCGGAUCGACCGUCAAGAUCCUCAACCGACCCUCACACAGAGAUGCUCCUUCUUUGACCUCCUGACCCAUUCGCGGAAAUGGCUCCCCUCGGGAGAAGCUUGGGGACAAAGAUUCUCUCGCCGGUUGGCCUUGUCUACUUGGUGGUGGUACCGUGUUCUGGUAGUCGACUCAUUGGGAUUAAAGGCCAGGGACUUCCCCCUUUCCUCUCCUCAUCUGCUCGUCUCCAACUUCGUAGUCUUCCCCAGUAUCCAACUAGUCCAAAUAACUUUUGCCAGUCGCGUUCUACCUGUAGCCCUAUCAUGA